UAAAGCUGUCUGCAAACACUGAAAUUUUCUAUAAACAAUAUUUUGAAUGAAUGAAAGUCUUAGAUAAUCUUUAAGCCCUUUACUAGUUUUAUAAGGUACAUAUUUUAUAUUAUCAGCAGCAUACGUCAUGGGGAACUUUUACAGAAAACCAAAAAGAAAAUGGGUGUCACCUAGUACCGAUCUGGUACGCUAUGAUCGUCAGACUAAAGAUAAAACAAUUGACCAACCAGGUGUGUUUUGUCCAGGAAAUCAUGAAGCUGAGAUGUGCUAUGGGGGAGAAGCAGAAAUACACAAUCAUGUUACUAGCUGUAAGAAGAACCCAGGUCACAAAGGAUUUAUACCUGUUAAACAUUUCAACAAUAAAUGUCUCCCCUCACGUUACCAUGACGACGACCUCAUGUCUGAGACAAUCGAAGCAUUGGCAGCCAUAACUGUCCAGGUAAAGACUAAAUUCACCAGUCUAAAGAGACCAGAGUUGUACCCAGGCACUCAAGUUCCAUAUUCAUGUUUUAAUGACAGAGGAAGUCACAUAAUGAGGUUAGGGACGGGGAGGUUGGUGAGUGUGUUGAAGUAUACAAAUGAUGACAGAAAAACUUGUCGUUGUGCCAAGUGUCAAAUCUCUGCCACACCCAGCAAAGUGUGGGGGAGGUUUAUGUGUGGACAGCCACACACGUGGUGUUUGAUGCCAGUGAGGCGAGGCAGACCAGGUGUGUUUUAGGUUUUGAUGACAAUAACAGUCAAGUUGUCAGUCUUGAUGGCUGGGAGGUGAAAGGUAAGGCAGAUAAUCAGAGAGACUGGUGUGAAUUGAGUUUUGUAACAUGUGACUUAAAGAUGGUUGAUGAACUGUACAAGUUAUGGCGACGCUUUGAUGAUUUAUGUGUGGAAGUAAGGAAAAAAUACAGGAGAUUUGUUGAUGUGGACAAAUUGACCGUUAUAGUGUCACAUCCACAUGGCUGCCCUAAACAAGUCUCUGUAGGAGAAUGGACACACAAACGUGAGAGAGAUGGCUGGACAAGGUACUGGUACACAACAUGUACAGUUCCAGGCUCCAGUGGAGCCACUGUCUACAGGCUGGGAGAGGACGGGUGGUGUCAACAUCCCCACAGUGGAUCAAACUCUGAAGGAAACUAUAGUGGGGAGUAUAUGGACUGGAUGCAACAGGUAGUUAUCAACCAUUAUCUACGCAGUGUAAACAAAUAAAAGAGCAACUUCUACCUUAUUUAAACUGUUUGUGCUAAAACUUGCAUGACUUAUCAACAUGUUAUUACCUUUCAAAGAUUAAAACGAACGCAUUGGUUCUUUAUACUGAUUAACCGUUAUAACUUGCUACAUACUUGGUCGAUGGUUGGCGAUUUUCUUUUUAAAACUUUCAGAAAAUUUUCCGUAACACCUGUAGGCAAAAAAAAAAUGGUUAAAUGGCUAACUAUAUAUCAUUAUACGAUGAAUUGUAAAAUUCUAUAUUAAAUUUGAUCUUGCUUGUAUUUAUUCACAAACCAUUUACACAAUAAAAAUC
Molecule: messenger RNA, 1513 nt
Organism: Physella acuta
Lineage: Eukaryota; Metazoa; Mollusca; Gastropoda; Physidae
Source: RefSeq, a predicted model, not a curated record